This is a messenger RNA of Miscanthus lutarioriparius, 690 nucleotides long. The record is from the annotation of a GenBank genome assembly. Lineage: Eukaryota; Viridiplantae; Streptophyta; Magnoliopsida; Poales; Poaceae.
AUGCUCGCGGCGGGAGGAAGCCGAGGAGGGGUUCCCUGCGCCGCCGCGCCCGCGCUCGUGGCGGUGGCGCUCCUGGCCCUCAGCGCCGUCGCCGCCGCCGACUUCUUCUCCCCUCUCGCCCCCAUCUUCUCCCCCGUCACCAACUCCAUAUGCAGCACGGUGGCCUGCGGGCAGGGCAACUGCACGGUGGCGCCGGGCACGCUGGGCUACCGCUGCGACUGCCGCCCGGGCUGGACGCAGCUCCACGUCGGCGACAGCCUCAGGUUCCUGCCCUGCGUCAUCCCCAACUGUUCCAUUGACAGCUCAUGUUCCAGUGGUUCACCAGCACCAGCACCUGCACUAGCCCUGAGGCCUUUGCCAGCACCUAAAAACUUCUCACUCGACCCUUGUGAACUAGCAUACUGUGGCGCCGGAAGCACAUGUAGGAAGAAUGGCUCUGGUCUCAGCUACCACUGUGAGUGCAAGGAGGGUUACAGCAACCUUCUCAACAUGACCAUGAUGCCUUGCUUUCAGAACUGUUCCUUCGGCCCAGAUUGCGCAAGCAUAGGUAUUCAUCCCUCCUCAAACAGCCCUCCUGCACCACCUGGCUCUGAGAGCAUUUCUAACCAAGGCGAUGCAGCAGCACCAGGAUCCAUUUCACAGCAAAUUCUACUCCCACUGCUGGUGGUGAUCUCACUGGCCGUCGUGUAG